AUGAUCAUGAAAAGUGAACCUUCUGCUCUGCCUUAUCUGGCCUGGUUUGAACUUGAAGGAAAUGCAAGUGUUGCACCACAGGAGAAUGGGUUUAUGGAUUCGCUUUCUCUCUUGAACUCUGAGAAGGCAGUGCAGGAACUUAUUCAGGAGCCACAUGUUAACGGGAUUGAUGAUCAUCUUAUAGAGUUCUCAGAGGCUAUGAGAACUGUUGCAAAGGCAUUAAGACGAGCUGCUGAAGGGAAGGCUUCUGCCCAAGCUGAGGCUGCAGAAUGGAAACGGAAAUAUGAACUAGAGAGGGCACGGAAUCUGCAGUUUGAGCAUGAAGUGCUGUCAUCUGGAGAGCAUAGUGGUGAUUUUGAUGAUGGGAGGGCAGAAAACUUGGGAGAUCAACUCUUGCUGUUGAAUGAGGCUGGUGAGCAAUCUGAGAGGUGUUGUGGGAAGCAUGGAAUUUGCUCUCAUGAGGUUCUUCGGGAUGGAGAAUCUGAUUCCAAUCCUAUUCAAAAUAAGAUUGUCAGAAAGGCAUCAUUUAAACUAUCAUGGUGUUGCAAAGGUGAAAAAAGUGAUCAGCAUAGACAUGAUGUCGUCUCUUUUGAAAAGGGAAAUAUAACAACAGCAGAGCGCAGCAGUAACCAGAUUUCUUUGAAGUGGGAAUCUCCUCCACAAACAGUUCUUAUUCUGACCAAACCAAACUCAACUUCUGUUCAAGUUCUUUGUACUGAAAUGAUCAGGUAG
This is a messenger RNA of Ilex paraguariensis (yerba mate), 732 nucleotides long. Lineage: Eukaryota; Viridiplantae; Streptophyta; Magnoliopsida; Aquifoliales; Aquifoliaceae. The record is from the annotation of a GenBank genome assembly.